Cinara cedri is the source of this 5958-nucleotide messenger RNA. The record is from the annotation of a GenBank genome assembly. NCBI's taxonomy places the organism in Eukaryota, Metazoa, Arthropoda, Insecta, Hemiptera, Aphididae.
AUUUGCAAAUGUGACAUGAUUUCCUAAACAACUAAAAUAUAACCUUAAAAUGUACAAACGUAAUUGCUAAAGCUAACUCAUCAGUCGCAUGAGUGUAUUUUACUUGAUUUUUGUAACGUAUUGAGUAUCGUGUGUUAGUUUCAGUGGUAGUUGACAAAUACAAAGUUUGAAAGUUCAAUUAUUGCAAUGGAUCAAGACGAUGUAAGUAAAACAUUAUAACAAUAUGAUAGAAUAAUCAUGAACUUAUAGAGAUCUUUAAAAGUUAUUAUAUAGGAUUCAUAGUAGGUAUAUUCUUUAACAUUUAACCCCUUGAGUCAAAGUGGUAUUUUAUUGAAACCACCGUUUAAAUAAUGUGCCAACAUAGAUGUUUUGAUGAUAUAUUAUAAUAUUUGAAUAAAGAAUAAGUUUUAUAUAAAUAAAUAAAAAAAAAUAUAAUAAUUUUUGUAUUAUAAAUCGGUGUAGUACCUAUAUUCAAAUAUUUACUACCUACCUAAUAUUUUUGUUAGAAAUUUUGUUCAAAAAUAUUUCUUAUAUACCUUUUGAAAAUAUGACAUCCUAUUUAAUGUAUCCAAGCAAAGGUUAUUUUAUUAUUAUUAUAAUUAUAGUUAUUUUAUUGCAUACAUUUUGUUCUUUAAAAAAAUACGGACUUUAGUUAUAAUAAAAAUCCAGGUUGCAUACAAAUUAUCAUUAAAAAAAAAUCCUAUUUUAUUUUUAAUCCAUUUAGGAUUAAUUUAAUUUUAAUUUGUUGUGAUGUAUGUUACGAUAAAUUAUUUCUAAGAAAACAGUUGAUACUAUUUUGAGUGAAGUUUGAUUGAAAAUGUUUUAAAAUGCUCUUAUUUUAACAUUUUCAUUGUAAUUUGAAAUUGUGAUGCUCAUAAAAAAAAUUACUGCAUUACGCUCAACUUAUUUUGUAAUAUGAAUUGCAAUUUAUUAUUAAUCUCAUAUAAAAUUAUAGAAUAUUUCUGAUUGAUCUACAAUUUUAUCGACAGAAAACUAAAAAAUAUCAAAUAAUUUCAGAAAGUUUUGAAAAGAUGUAGAAAAGUUUUAUAUAAAUAAUUUAUGAACAUUUUAGUUCUUUACUAAUAUUUUUAACUGAAUUACAAAAAAUAUGAAACUCUUGUUUUUUCCAGUUAUUAAGGAAAAUUAAUGUUGUAGACAUUUUUUUUAAAAUUAGUCCAGUUUGAAGCUACCUUAAGAAUAAAUUUGAUUCAUAAUACAUGUAAUUAUAUUUAGUUUUUUUAACCUUUAAGUGGCUGUUAUAUUGCUUUAUAUUGCACUUUUGAAAAAUUUGGGCUCAUUAAUUAUAUGAUUUAUACAUAGAAGUCUAUUAGUUUAUAAUCCUGUUAAUUUAUAAUACUAUCUUAUUUAAUGUUUAAAAGGAUUGGUACUUGUUUGUUAUCAACCCGCCAAAUAAUACAAAAUAAAAACAAAAAAUAAUUAAAUUGUUUAUUAUUAUAGUAUAAAAAUGUAAACAAAAGUAUUAUAAUUAAAUUAAUAAAUUGUAUAUGACAAUAGUAAAAAUGAUAUCGCAUGAUAUAGUAAAAAUUAAUUUAAAUUAGGAUGGAAGCCAGAACUCAGAAAUAUCCUUUUAGAUAGUUUAAAACGCAUUUUGUUCUCCAAGUUUUAUAUUUCGCAUUGUUUGGCGGGGCGAUAAAAAAUAAGUAUCAAGAGAUUUUCUUUUUGAGUGGUAUCAAUGUGAACAUCUACAACACUUAUAGUUGGGAUUGCAUUAUACAAAUUUGAAAAUUUAUUAUGUAGGUAUCGGAAAUAACUAUUUAAAUUACCUAAUUAAAAUUCUAAAGGAAAUAUUUAAUCUGGUUUAUCUGAAACAUAAAUAUCAUAAUUUAGACUUAGGAUUGGCCUGCAAUUAAAAAAUUUAAAUUCCUUUGAAUAUGAUAUUUUAAUAUAUAAUUUAAUACUGUUUCUUUGAAAUAUUUAUACCAUUAUUAAUUAGACUAGGCAUAGUUGAACACUACCCUCUCCUCUGUUUGUGCCAAUGAUUAGUAACAAAUUAUAUUUUACAUUAUUUUCAUUAUUUUAUUUCAGAUUGUUUGGUCUAUUAUUAAAGAUACAUUUUGCUCAUUUAAAAUCAAGUAAUUUAUUAUACAUUAAGUUAUACCUUCCAGUUAAUUUUAAUGUCAUCUACACAUUUUUUUAGGACAGACACAACAAGUUUUUGUCGAAAUGAAUAUAACCUAUCAGGGUUAUGUAACCGCACUCAUUGUCCAAUAGCUAACAGUCGAUAUGCUACUGUAAGAGAAGAAAAGGGUAUUAUUUAUCUCUUCUUAAAAACUGCUGAAAGGUAUAAAUUGUUGCAUUUUCUUACUAAUUAAAGUUUUGUUUUACUUUUUAUUUUUUUGUCUGUAGAUGUGCAUAUCCCAAAAGACAAUGGGAAAAAAUAAAAUUGUCAAGGAAUUUUCAAAAAGCAAUACAACAAAUGAAUGAGCACAUGUUAUAUUGGCCAGGCCCAUUGAAAUCUAUGUGUAAACAGCGGUUUGUUCGAAUAACACAAUAUUUGAUUCGAAUGAGAAAACUCAAACUUAAAACUCAGUAAUUUUUCAUUUAGAAAUUUAUCAAUGUUUAAAAAUAAUCAAUUACCUAAAUAUUUUAGGAAAGAAAUAGUUACUAUGCCAAGAAAAGUAGAAAAACGAAUAAAAAGAAGAGAAUUCAAGGCAGAAAUAGCUGCACGUCUAGAUAAUGUUAUUGAGAAAGAGUUAGUCGAGAGACUUAAAAAAGGAACGGUUUGUGAAAAAUAUAUAUUUUUAGUAUUGCUUUGAUUUAGUACAAAUAUCUUCAAACUUAUUAUCUGUAAAACAUGUUUUUGUAAAGUAUAGUACUAAAAGUAAAGUACCAAAAUUUUCUUAGUGAUAAUGAUUUAUUGUGUAUUAAUGUAUUACUGUUAUUAAUAGUAAUACUUACAUUAUUUAUUUAAAUAAGGGUAUUUUAACCAGUUUUUAUUUUGAGAACCAUUUGUUCAUUUAUUACUUGUUCCUCUAAUACUAAUUAUAUCUUCAAUGAACAUGUUUUCAAAUAUACUUAUGUAAAUAUAAUAAUUGUAUAAAUAUUUCUUGUUGAGAUAUUGACAUACAAUGUCAUCAGUAUCCAUAAAGUGAGUGUUGCACUCAGGCUAAGACUGCUUGAACCAAAUUAAUAAUUUUAUUAUUAUUGUAUUUUUUUUGUUAGAUUCUGAGUGGAAGGAGAAAUGUAUUGAUUUUACAAUGAUGUUUAUUUUUAUUUAUUUAUUUUUUUUUUUUAUGUGAACAUUUUCUACCAAAAAGCAUACUCCGAUUAUCAAGUAUGGUACUCUUUUCGAAAUUAAAUUUUCUCUGGGUACUUUAGAAAAGUUAUUUUUUGAAUUUCUCAUUAAUAUUCGAGAUAAUAAGGAAAACCUUGGUAUUUAGGUUAGAAAAGAUUGAAAGAUUAAAAAUAAUAAUGUCAUGGGCAACUGUUUUUAUUUAUUUUUUGUUAUUAUUUUAAUCUUUUUUAAACAAUCAUUGUUUUCAUGGAAACGCACAGUGUUUUAAUCAUUGUGCCAUAAUAUGACAAAGCAACAUUUUCAACUGAACUCUGCUUAUAAUCCUUUUUUGUUAGCAAUAGUGUAUCUUUGCUUACAUAUAUACAUGAAAUUCUUGUCUGUAGCCUAUUUUCCCCAAUUCUCUCCUACACCAAUGGCUGCACCCACAUGCAAAGUAUGGCGUCCUUUUUUUAAAAUCUGAAAGUUAUUACUAUAACAGUCAAAGAUCUUUAAUAAUACAUUUCAAAGGUGUACAUGAAUACUUGUGGUGUAUUAAUAAUUGUUAUAUAUUAAACAUAUAUUUUUUUUACAGUAUGGUGAUAUGUAUAAUUUAAAUCAACAAGCAUUUGAAAAAGCUCUAGAUAAAGAGGGAGAAGAAGAUGAUGUGAGUAUUUUGUAAUAAAUAAUUACUAUUGAUUACGAUUAGAUUAUGCCUACAUUUUACUGUCAUUUUUUGGUCAAACAUAUGAUCUGCAUUAGAUGGAAUUAAUACAUUAAUUAUUGUACAUAAUAGGGUGCUAUUUAUUUAUAUAAAGAAAGCAUAUUUUGAGAAUUCCAGGUAAAGAAUUUAUUUUACAAAUUGUUCAGUAUUAUUGUAGCAGUAAUUAUUUCCUAAAAAAAGAAAAAAUUUGUAUAAAUAUAUUUAAAAAUAAUCCCAUUUUAACAUAUGAGUAUAUAUAUUUCAAUUUUGCUUUUUUGAAUAACAUUUGGAGUUUAUAUCUUUAUAUGUUAAUUAUGUUCCAACUAUUUGUAAUGGCUGCACACUUCAAAAUUAUUAACAACAACAAAAUAAAUGGCACUCUAAUACAUAUAUAUUAAAUAACAAAAGUUAUUGUAUUUUAUGUUUUAUUUUUUGCUAAACAUAACUUGUGAGAUUCAUAGUCUGCAUUUAGAUUUGAAUGCAAAUAUUUUAAUACUAUUAAUUCACAUAAGUGUAGUAUUUUAUUUUAUAUAUAAAUCUAUGUAACAUUAAGCAUUUUCUCUCCAUUUUUAUGGUUCAUUUCUCGUAUAUUGAAAUUCUGAUUUUUGAAAUUUUGAAGUGUUUUAAAUGUCCUUGAUAUGUAUCGGAAUAUUGUAUUUACAUGUAUAGAUCUGGUCUCAUUCCAUUUAGUGUUUUAAAUUUGUACAAUAACAUUCAGUGUUCUGUGUUCAAACUCAUCCUAGCUGGAGUUUGCAACAAUACAUUUUUGAUUGACAUAAGCUUAAAAUGGAAGUGUAUGAAUAUGUUAGUUCAUAUUUCCUUAUCCUGAUUGAUAGAAAUUAGGGAUCAGAUGUGUGAAAGGACCUUAAAGCUGGUAUUUUCGAAUAUAUAUAGAUUUUUUACUUAUAAACCUAUAUUAAAAAUUCCAUAAAUAGAUUGAGUAUUAUUUUGAAUAAAUUCUGGUUAUGAUAUUUUUGAUUUCUGUUAACCCGAUGAGGAUAUAUUCCACUUUAAGCUUGGAUAGUAGAGGAAUUAUGGUGAAUUACUAUAAAACUGCCACUCACUGUUCUACUACACAAAUUAUGCUUUUUAAAUGUUAUCCUCAGUAUUUUAAAUUUUUGUUCAAAUUACAAUUGCAAUACAUCACAAUUAUCUGAUUUACAAUAUACAUUAAAAUUUGUAGGUUUUUAUAUAAAAAAAACCAAGUUAGGUAUCAUUACAAAAUAGUUCUUAAAUGUUGUAAAAAUCUAAGUAUUUAAAAAUAUCUUUUACCACUUAAAAAUACCAAAAAUCAGAAUUUGAAUGCAUACAAAAUGUAAUGAUAAAAUUGUGGUGAGCAUGUUUAAUGAGUCUUUAAUCAGUCUGUUUGUUUAAAUACCCAAGGUAUCUUAUUAGUUUUAAAUUAUACCGGUGUCCCACCAUAUUUGACAGAUUUUUCUUAAAAAAAAAACAUUUAUUUAGCAAAGAAUUUAAUUUUUAUUUACACCCUUUUUUAUCCUAAAAUAAAAAUAACUAUUUUUUCAUUAUAUAAAAUAUGAUAUUUUAAAAAUUUGAAUUCAUCAUACAUCAUAUUUGAUCUUUAGCCAAUUGUUAUGUAAAUAAACACAUGGGUAUUUUUUAUAUAUGCAUAGGAUAUUGAUGAAUACACAGCAGCAGAAGAAUCUGAUAUUGAAGAUAAUGAUGUUGAAGGUGAAGAAAUUGUUGACAGUGACAUGGAAGGUGAAUCAAACACUUCAGAUUUUGUUUUCUCAGAUGGAGAAGGACAAGAAAUUGAAGAUAUAGAGGUAUUAUUAAUAAAACAUAUUCAAUAUAUCUUAAUAAUGUUAUAUUUUAUUUAUAUAUUGUUAAUAGGAAAUUGCAGCUAAGAAAAUUAAAAAGAUCAAAUCUAAGAGUAGACCUCAUAUCGAGAUUGAGUAUGAUAAUGAAUUAAAUGAAUAAUUAAAUUUAAUUGAUCAGCAUAUUUGUUUAUUUAUUGUAAUCAAAAUGUUUUUCAAUAAAUGUUGUAUAACUAAUAAAUAAUGUG